Messenger RNA from Paramuricea clavata, 20213 nucleotides. Lineage: Eukaryota; Metazoa; Cnidaria; Anthozoa; Malacalcyonacea; Plexauridae. The record is from the annotation of a GenBank genome assembly.
AUGGAAACCACCAACAAAAGCCAAAAACGGAAAAAAUCAGAUGCAGAGAACAAAAAGCAAGCAAGAAGGGCAGAAAAUGAAAAACUUGGAUCGUUCAUGAAAAGCUAUUUCACAAAAUCAAGCAAUUCAUCAUAUGGAGACGAUGCUUCCAGUAAUGACCAAGAGGCUCUAAAUACUGCAGGAGACAAAAAGACGGAAAGCAUAGAUGUAAAAGAUGGUAUAUAAAAUGCAAGCCCAGACAAGCCAUGUGAUGUGGAUGACAAAAACGACAUAGAAGAUGAGGUCGAAGUGGUUCAAGAUCCUGUAAGUCUUCCAGAGUUUGAUAGCGGGCGCGAAGUUUGUUAACUUUUAUAGUUUUAUUGAAAGAAAACGCUUUAAAAUGGCUUCAUAUUUACAAAUAUGCCUUUUACAAAACAUGCAACGAACAACGAACGUUUUUCAAUAAUGUUCUCACGUGUUAAGGUCACGUGUCAUUCUUUAUCAAUGAAUGUCAACAAUGUUCCUAAUUUAUCCUUAUAUGUUCAUAUGUAUACUAGUAUAUCCUAACAAAGUUAGUGAAGGGAACGUUUGGGACGACGAGAUGGACGUGCAAGAAUCUGCAGUGUCUGGUGUAGCAACUGCAUCUGAGUUUGAUCCUGAUUCAUUUGCCGAUGGUGGAAUCAUCAAAGAAUUUAAUGACAGCCGAUUUCACGAUAGAAUUACUGACUUUGAAACCGGACAUCCAGUUCCUAACGAAGCUUUGAAUACAUCAAUACCGAAUCGGGUAGAAGAAGACACAAUCAUCAUUGAACAGUGCAUGCUCCGGAGAAAUCCAGCAAUUGUAAAUGAUGGAGGGAAUGAAACCAAUGAUCACGCGUUACUUGUUGGCAUGAAGUUCGGAAUAGAGGAUAAAGAAAAGUUUUGUAAAAAUGAACCAUGUCAGCCACCCGAAUCCGUUUUAUCUGAGAGAAAAAAGAAAAUUGGAGAACCGGUACUGCUUGCAAGCGGUAUUCUUUCACGAAGAUCAAACUAGGCGCAAAUGGCUUUCAUACUCGCUAAGUAAGGGUUGUCUAUUCUGCCUCCCAUGUCUCCUAUUUUCAGAUGAAUGUUUACGAGGCGAAAACACGCGCCACAACCAAGGAAAUGCUUUUACGAAUGCUGGGUACUCGAACUGGAAGAAGCAGUACAGUAAUAUCACAAAGCACGUAAAGUCCGAAAGUCAUAUAAAUGCCAAGAUUGCUCAAGUUAUCUUUUUGCAGGGACGAUCAAUCGAUUCAUGCUUGAAGCAACAAGAAAAGACCGAAAUUUUGCGGCGGAAGAAAAAAGUCGUGGCAAACCGCAGUAUUAUGAAACGUGUUGUCGACACUGUUGUACAUUUGGGAAAGCAGGGACUUGCUUUCAGAAGGCAUCGAGAAUCGCUAAUUGAUGACCCAGAAGCAAAUAAAGGAAAUUUUCUAGAGUCGCUGAAUUACCUGUCAACCUACGAUAUAACAACUGCAAAUCAUCUUGAAAAGGUUAGAAAUCAACAAGCUAUGUCGACAAGAAAGGGCGGGAAAAAAGGUGCCAAAGGACGGGGUUCGAAACUAACUUUCCUCAGCAACGAUACGCAGAAUAAUGUGAUCAAAAUUAUUGGAAGAGAAAUCGCCUCGCAAAUUGUCAAAGAAAUCGGUAAUUGCAGAGCAUGGGAAUUAAUAGCCGACACCACACCGGAUGUCAGUCACCACGAGCAGCUUAGUAUUUGUGCAAGGAUCGUUAAUCGUAAUGAAAAUGCUCCGAGCACCUUUUGUUUUGCAAAAGAGCUUCCGGUACAAAAGCAAUGGAACUAUAUAGUCUAAUCUCAGAAACACUUGUCUCGAAAGGUGUGUCGUUUGGUAAACUCGUAGCACAAACAUACGCCGACGCUUCGAAUAUGAGCGGCUGCUGCAACGGCUUGCAAGCGAUCAUCAAGGAGAAAGUUGGAAAGCAUGUUGCUUUUGUCCACUGUUAUGCGCAUACGCUUAAUCUUGUUUUGUCCGACUCUGCAAGUGUUGAUGUUCAAGUAAUAAGCCUCUUCAAUGACCUCGAAGCCUUGUACGUUCUCUUUAGCAAGACACAAAGAAUCCAUGAUUUGUUCGAAGCUGUCCAACUGGAAGAGAACCUGAAAGUCCUUUCCCUAAAGAGACUUAAUACUGUUCGUUGGCAUUCACGCGAGUUGUGUCUAAAGGUCCUUCUCUCUCGUUAUGACUGCAUUUUAAGUGUCCUGGAAACCGUUGCGUUGGACAGUUUAAUUGAUGGAAACCCACGAAAACGAGCAUUGGCUUAUUGAAGCAGAUUCAAACAAAGCAGUUUCUGGCUACCGCGUACCUCUUUCGAGAAAUAUUUGCAUCCACUGGUCCGCUAAGCCGAUAUUUACAACGCGAUGAUGUUGAUUUUGGAAAAGCCCUGGGUAUGGUCGAAAGCACGAUCGAUGAGCUCAAUGAAUUGCGUAAAGAACCGGAGCGAAUUAUCAGAUACGUCGAGCAAAAACACGACUCCCCCAGCGUGACUUGGCAACAACCAAGAAUCAGACGUCGAAGACGAAUGGAUGAUGAAAAUGCCGAAGACGAACCUGCUGAAACACCAGAAGAUCACUGGAAACGUAACACAUUUUACGUUUCUGUGGACACGAUCUUAAAAUAAUUGAAGAAUCGGUUUGAGAAAAACCAACCCUUGCUCCAAGCUUUUUCGUUGUUUGCUCCAAGCCGUUUCCCACAACUUGUGAAGAAUUUCAAAACCGCACAUGCAUGAUCUUCAAGCGUGCCUUAACACCUUUUGUGAAACGUACAAUAUAGACGCGUUUAGAUGUGCUGACGAAUUGUUCAAUUUUGCUCGUUCUUUUGAGAAAUUCGACUGUUCAACUGUCUGCCAGCAAGAAGAUGAUGAUGAUGACGGCGAAGACGACGAGGGCGACGAUGACUAUGAUGAUGAUGACGACGAGGACAACGAUGGUUAUGAUGAUGAUGAUGACGACGACGACGAAGCCUCAAACACGUCAGCCUGAUGAGCAGAGCGACAGCGGCGCCGGUCGAGAAAGCUGAAAAAUAAGUUCCAUCUUUCUCUGAAGCUCUUUCACUCCUUUGUAACCCAGAUUAUAGUUUGGUUGAUGCGUAUCCAACUCUCUGUCGCGUUUAUGCUAUUGCUGUGGCCAUCCCAGUUAGUUCGUCGACUGCAGAGCGUUCGUUUUCUGGGGCCGGUUGUAUCAAAGGCGUUUAACUUAAACGGUGUUUAGCCGCUAUCCAGCGUAUAAAUUUCUUAUCCAGCGGAUAGUUAAACGGCCGAUAAAAUUGCGUUGUAUGAAGCCCGUUUAGUACCGCGUUUAACUAUCCGUAGGAUAACCUUUAAUUUAACUGGAGAAAACCGGAUUUUCUUGAAAUUUCUUACCUCUACGUCAGCUGUUGCUAGGCCAUUGAAUUCCACUAAGCUUUUGCAAUAAAGUUUGUUGUUGUUUUUAUUUGGAGUUUGCUCGUCCAUUCGUUGCUGCAAAUCUAUAUCAAACUUUUCAUUUUCACAUUGUGCUGAGUUUCUCAUUCACUUAAAUUCACUUGGCUUCUUUAUGCGAAGAGUCGAAGGCAAUAGCAAAAACUGUGAGUUGUAUUUGGCUUUUGUCAGUUGAUUCAGUUUUAUACUGUUUGAAAUUUGUUCCUCGACCUUGCACUUUUGUACAAAACAAUUUUAAGAACAUUUUGAACCACGUUUUGAUUGGCUGAUCAAAGCGAUUAACGCGAGCGAACAAUUUUUUUUCGACUUUCGGCGUCUUGUUGUCUAUUUUGUAUACUUGUUGGCUUUCCAAAAUCAUUGUUUGUUUUACAAUAGCUAAAAUUGCGAGUCUUAGGCCUACUGCUUGUUUUCAAACUAUAUAAUAGAAGAAAAGAAGAAGAAAAAGCCAGAGUAUAUAUACUUAACAUCUAAACAUGACACUGGUGUGCGUAUUAAAAUAUAGCAAAGCCACGGAAUUACAAGUGAGCAAGUGACUUCAGUGUACCUCAAGACCAAGCCAGUUAAAAGUGAGUUUUUCAUGUUUAUUGGAUUUAAAAAGAUAACUCCUCUACAUGAUUGUGCAUUUUUAUAACUAUCCCAUGCUUUUUCAUCCGAAAUAAUCAUUGUUUUAUCUUCAAACUCCAAGUUUAUCCGCCGUAUAGCGAUUUAAACGGUCUCAAGAGACCGUGUAAGUUUACACGGUGGAUAGGCAAAAUUUAACCGGUGGAUAGCGCUAAACGGGCUUGAUACAACAGAGGGCCCCCUAUACCUCUUCACAAUAUGCUUUCACGUAAAAAUAUUUUGCCUUUUCACGAGUCACGGAUUAAGAAAAUCAUCGAUCACGUUUCACGGCUAAGUAAAAUAAGCCCUUCACGCUUCACGCAAAAAGUAUAGGGGGCCUGAUCACGUUUCACGGCUAAGUAAAACAAGCCCUUCACGCUUCACGCAAAAAGUAUAGGGGGCCCUCACAACACGCCUUUGAUACAACUGGCCCCUGCACUCUAAAGGGCGAAGACUCGCAUUCGCUCAUCCAUGGAGACUUGAAUCAUUGCUUCCAAUGUGAAUUGAACGUAAAAUUUUGCUCAAAUGCGAUAAAGAACAUCUCAUUAACCUGUACGCAGGGCUUUCUCCCAAACUGUCAAAAGCUCUACUUUGACUAGCAUUUGGUUCAUUGGUUGUCUUUUAAAACUGUACAUGUGAUAUUAUGCUCAAUUUGCAUAAACUAUAGCUUAUAGUCUAUACGUUAUUGACAUUUGACCCGGAACAAAAUUAUGUUCUCUCAUUAUUGGCGUAUGAUAGUAAAAAUUGUAUUAUAGUAUAAUUACAUUCGUUGAUAAUAUGCUACAACAAAACCUGACUAACGUUGUUUUAGAUUAGUACUUGGUGCCGGUAAACUGUUUCACAAAAUGUGUUCUCAGAAUGCUGGAAAUGCCAUUUCACAGACCUACCAGACCCUUCUAGUCCCUCGUGCCUAUGACACUUGAUGUGUAAACUCGCAAUAAUUUUCGGAACGGGGGGGGGGGCGCAAGAAUUGAGAUAACUCUUAGGGGCGACAAAUUUAACACUGCCCCCCUAGAAAUUUUCGAGCCACCACGCCACUGAUAAAGCCUAGUUUCCAUUUGGUCGUUAGUUGUCGCUGGCACGACAAGUAGCUGAUGUAAUAGAGUGUCAACAAAAAACUCUGCAAUCAUUAAGACUGAUUUGCAUAUCACACAAAAGACUAUUAUUAUAUUAGACUGGCACAUCUACCGCUUGUCGCGUCAGCGACAACUAACGACCAAAUGGAAACUAGGCUUAAGCGAUAAGUACGUAGAUUACUGUAAGGAUAUGAGAUGUAACGUGGGAUCUCGAAAACUAGUUGCAUUCUUGCCGUGUUAGCAUUAAAUUAAAUUAAACAAGUUGUUAAAGCGAAUGCAAUUAUAAUGAUUAUAAAGCCGGGAAAAUUAUUAGAAUUUUAAUUUUGCUCUCCGGGUUUUUGAUAAAACCUCACAGUUUUUUAAGUGCUAAAAAGCGAAAUCUCCCUCUUUUAAAAUUUCAAGGUUGACAGGUCUGUACAAGCAUUGGACUAAACUGUGUGUGUGUGUGUUCAUAAUUUUGUCCCUUUUGGACGCCCAUACUGUAGUGCUGAAGGAACUCAGAAGUUCACUGCUUGCAUUUGUUAUGUUGAUUAUAUACAUAGCUUUUUGUGUUUCUUUUCAGUUGUACUUCAUGUAAUUUAGUCGGCAGCAAUUAUAUGGGGUCGCAUAACAAAGUUCACACAAUUGAAAUAAAUUUAACUGUAGAUAAACAACCGCGUAACUGAUUAACUGUUGGUGUUAAUAAAACACUUGCAUUCAGCUUUGCAAUACUCGAUCUCCAGCAACGACAUAUAGUCAUAAUACGGAAAUGCUGCAUACACUACACUCAUUGAAGAUGAAACAAUAAGUCAAGCCUGCAUGGUUUCCAAUAUGCCUUUAUGGUCGUAAAAAUUGAGUCACAAUCUUUCUCAUCAGCUGAAAUACAACAUUGUAGAACUGAAAAUACGCGGAGUGUCGGGGUGAUAAAAACUAGCGAAUACUUAUGAUUUAUAUGUGGUUCACAAGCGGUAUAAACUAUUAUAAACUGGCCGUUGAGAAAGAUCGUGACUCUUAUUACGACCAUUAUACGACCAUAUGGAAACCAGGACACAGUAUAGGGAGACAACCAGUAGGGCCACUUAGGGGAGAGAAAAGUGGCAAUUAUUUAAGCUAGGUUCCAGGUGUCUUACACGGCCAAAAUCGUUAUUCUGUAGUACAAUUUUAUAGUGGACUGCUGCCAUUUACUGGCUGCCAAUAUGUAAAUUAGGUUGGCAGCCAGUAAACAAUGUAGACACUUCUUUACGCUGAGUGGCCCUACUGUACUUUUCCUAUACUGUGACCAGGAUUUAUGAAGCCAAUUCACGGUAGUAAUUACCGCAAUAUUCUAAUCAAAGUGAAAUGUUUUAACUAGAAGACCCCUCGUGCACCCAUGUCACUGACUCAAAUAUGUUAUUAGACAAACUUUAUAAAGCAUGUUUAGUGUCCAACUUAAAAUUCCGUUUCUUAUCAGACUUUUCUUAUCAUAUAGACUGUGUUUGUGUUUUAUUGCUUUAUAGACUAACUAAAGGUUAAACUUCAGUGGUUCAUAGCACAUAUAUAUAGUUCAUGCAAUACUUGAUAACCAAGCCUUAAAGUGAUCCCCAAAAAUUUGUCGGCUCAGCGCGAUGUCGUUUACGAGUCAAAUUAUUUUAAAGCCAAAAUAUCCGCCAUUUUACCUAAGCUAAAAUAUACGUCAUUGUUGCCAUUGCAGCGCAGUUGCGUAAUUUUUGUGAGAAGAUGAUUCAAAGCAUUUGGAUGUUGUUUUACAUCAGUGUAGUUUCAGUAAGAUACUUUUUGUUUUUCAGCAAGCAUGCAAUAAUUCUCCAAAAAUACGGAUCUAAAUCGUGAAUUAUCCAUUUUAAAAAACUAUAUCGAGCCACCUUAAUUGAACAAACAGUCGAUUAGUCUUUCGAGUUUUGUAUUCCUUUAUUCCUUUUCAAUUUAACUUAAUAUCCGCCGCAGCGAAGGUCGCGUAUAUCCUUAAGAACUAUGAUUUAAUUUAGAUCUGAUAUAGUUUCACUGCUUGCAUUUGUUAUGUUGAAUAUAUACAUAGCCUUUUGUGUUUCUUUUCAAUUAAACUUUUCAAUCGGCAGCAAUUAUACGUUGUCGCAUAACUCGACUUGUGAGGUAUUACAAUUUAAACCGGACCCAAAUUCACACAAUUUAAAUAAAUUUAAUUGUAGAUAAACAAGCGUAACUGUUAUAUAGUAUUAAUAAAAUACUUGUAGCUUUGCAAUGCUCGAUCUUCAUGCAGCAAUGACAUUUAGUUAUAAUACCAGGGAAUUGCUGUAUAUGCAUGCAUACAUGCAGCACUCAUUGAAGAUGAAACAAUAAGUUCUGCAUGAAUAUGUUUAAAUGCAUGGUGUUCUAUUGUAUACCGCUGAUGUUUAAUAUACUGCAUAUAACUUUGUCAUUAUGACAGAAUUAUAGUAUAUAGCACUAUAAAGAGAUACGAUCGAGAGACGGCAUUAAUAAGAAUUUGGAUUAUCUUAAGCGGCUGCAUCGUUAUACAGGGUGUCUCAAAAAAACCCAAAAUCAUUGAAAUUGACGUAUUGUUCGAUAUUCAAUGCCCUAGCACUAAGUUAAUCCCACGAGUGCAUAAAAGAUUGACAUAACUGCUAUAAUGAAUGGUAAUACUCAGCGUAAACUUGUUAUGUCAGGCAUAAAGUACUAAACCCACGAAUUUACGAAGCAUUUUUAAAUUCCCAUGAGCAAACAAACGUUCACUUUACAAAGAUAUUUUAAUUUUUUAAAACAAAUUAAUCACCCUGUCAAAAUCCUUUGUGUUACGGCAUUGAAAUUCGAACAAUACGUUAUUUCAAUGAUUUUGGUUUUUUUUGAGACACCCUGUAUAUAUAGGCUACCAUCGUUACUACCACCGACGUUUGAGAAACGUGCAUGAUUCAUCCAGAGUCCUAACAACUUUCGUUGCGUUACAGACAAAGAAAAGAAAACAUUACCAAAUUAUUAUAGUCCAACAAGUCUUUAUAUUUGGGUUGCAACGUCGCAUAGCUACUCAAAACUAAGACACGAAAUGUUGAACAUGAAAUACAAUGAAUAUAGACCAUAAAGGCUAAUUUUCACUCAGGAAAAUUAUCCGUGGAUAGGAACGGACAAGAAAAUUUUUCUUUGUCUUGUGAGCUCUGGGUUGGAACUAAUGACUUUAACACAAAGAGAAAUUUUCUUGUCCGUUCCAAUCCACGGAUAAUUUUCCUGAGUGGAAACUAACCUUAAUUAAAGGCUAGUUUCCACUCAGGGAAAUUAUCCGUGGAUUGGAACGGACAAGAACAUUUUUCUUUGUGUUACAGUCAUUAGUUCCAACCCAGAGCUCACAAGACAAAGAAAAAUUUUCUUGUCCGUUCCAAUUCACGGAUAAUUUUCCUGAGUGGAAACUAGCCUUAAGACUUCUGCUGAAGGAAAUCGAAACUUCAUGCACUGUUUGUAUUUGUUAUGUUGAGCAAAUAGUCCAUUUUGUCUUUUGUAUUCCCUUUGAAUUUAACUUGGGUUAAAGUUCAGUGGUUCAUAGCACAUUAUAUAGUUCAUGCAAUACUUGAUAACCAAGCCUAAUUAAAGUGAUCCCCAAAAAUUUGUCGGCUCAGCGCGAUGUCGUUUACGACCUAAAUUAUUUUAAAGCCAAAAUAUCCGCCAUUCAUACCAAAGCCAAAAUAGACAUCAUUGUUGCCAUUGCAGCGCAGUUGCGUAUAACUUUUGUGAGAAGAUGAUUCAAAGCAUUUGGAUGCUGUUUUACAUCAGUGUAUAUAUAGUAUCAGUAUAAGAUACUUUUUGUUUUUCAGCAAGCAAUAAUUCUCCAAAAAUACGGAUCUAAAUCGUGAAUUUUCCAUUUUAAAAAACUAUAUCGAGCCACCUUAAUUGAACAAACAGUCGAUUAGUCUUUCGAGUUUUGUAUUCCUUUAUUCUUUUUCAAUUUAACUUAAUAUCCGCCGCAGCGAAGGUCGCGUAUAUCCUUAAGAACUAUAUUUAAUUAAAAUUACGUGCGAAAGUCAAGACAAGAUAAAGCUGAAAUAAGUUUCUGGUAAAUGCAUGCAUCAUUGUUUAAUAUUUAUAAAAUACUUUCAUGGUUUUCAGUGACAUACAUAAGUCAUAGACAUAAUACAGGAUUGCAUGGUAUUUUAUGCACCGUCCCAUAUAUAUAGCCCCUAAAAAUGAAUACAAAAUAUUGACCUACUUGAAGUCAAUGAAGAAAUUAAAGACUAGCUGAUAUAGUGCUGAAGGAACUCAGAAGUUCACUGCUUGCAUUUGUUAUGUUGAAUAUACCAGGUGAUCUUGGUACGCGGAAAAGUACUGGCACUAGUUGUCACAUAGAAAUCCAUUUUAUGAUUAAAACAACUGAAUAUCUCCUGUAAUAUACUUUAUUUCGAUUCCAUAUUUUUGUCAGACCUAUAGUUCCCAUAACCAAACAUAAUUACAAAAUUUCAAUUAGUUUCAUAAAGAAUAAUGAAAGAUAUAAUUGACUGAAUACAUCUAAAUGGAUUUCUAUUCGGACAACCCUUUCUGAGCGCUGAUUGGCUAAAAUACAAACACGAGAUCACCUGGAUACAUAGCCUUUUGUGUUUCUUUUCAAUUAAACUUUUCAAUCGGCAGCAAUUAUACGUGGUCGCAUAACUCGACUUGUGAGCUAUUACAAUUUAAAGACCCAAAUUCACACAAUUUAAAUAAAUUUAGUUGUAGAUAAACAAGCGUAACUGUUAUAUAGUAUUAAUAAAAUACUUGUAGCUUUGCGAUGCUCGAUCUUCAUGCAGCAAUGACAUAAUAUAGUUAUAAUACCAGGGAAUUGCUGUAUAUGCAUGCAUACAUGCAGCACUCAUUGAAGAUGAAACAAUAAGUUGUGCAUGAAUAUGUUUAAAUGGUGUUCUAUACCGCUGAUGUUUAAUAUACUGCAUAUAACUUUGUCAUUAUGACAGAAUUAUAGUAUAUAUCACUAUAAAGAGAUACGAUCGAGAGACGGCAUUAAUAAGAAUUUUAAGAUUAAGAUUAUCUUAACCCGGCUGCAUCAUUCCUUAUAUAUAUAGGCUAACAUCGUUACUACCACAGACGUUUGAGAAACAUGCAUGAUUCAUCCAGAGUCCUAACAACUUUCGUUGCGUUACAGACAAAGAAAAGAAAACAUUACCAAAUUAUUAUAGUCCAACAAGUCUUUAUAUUUGGGUUGCAACGUCGCAUAGCUACUCAAAAUCAAGACACGAAAUGUUGAACAUGAAAUACAAUGAAUAGAUCAUAAAGGCUAAUUUUCAUUCAGGAAAAUUAUCCGUGGAUAGGAACGGACAAGAAAAUUUUUCUUUGUCUUGUAAGCUCUGGGUUGGAACUAAUGACUUUAACACAAAGAGAAAUUUUCUUGUCCGUUCCAAUCCACGGAUAAUUUUCCUGAGUGGAAACUAACCUUAAGACUUCUGCUGAAGGAAAUCGAAACUUCAUGCACUGUUUGUAUUUGUUAUGUUGAGCAAAUAGUCCAUUUUGUCUUUUGUAUUCCUUUUGAAUUUAACUUGUAAUUUCCGCCGCAGCGAAAGUUGCGUCUAGGCUGUGAAGCACUGAAUGUCAAAAUUCACAACCGCAAAACUUUGACCUCCAAGCGCAAAAACCACAAUGCAUGGGCAUGUUUGUUUUUAUGACAUUUGGUUCUGCAUGCAUGUGAGCACUAUAUUCUAUAAUAGUUGUGUUUUCCUAAUUUAAAUUAAACUACGGAGUGUCAGAAUUAUGAAUUGCAUACUGUAUAGCUACAUGUCCAUUGUGCUUUUCGCGCUUAGAAGUCGCGAGGUUUUGAGUUUUGACUUUGAAACUGAAAAGACAAUCUUAACUAAAUAGGUUAUCAUAUACGCAUCGCUUUUAACAAAGACUACCAUGUUGAGAUGCUGAAGGAAGACGAUGCAUGCUUCACUGUACGUUCACAGCAUGUAUUUUGGUAACGAACCAAUCGUUUUCGUUCUUCAACAAUUGAUUGAGCUAUAACUAUACAGCGCCCUUUUGGUUUUUUUUUUUUAACCUGGCUGGGCCACUGUGCAUAUAAGCAGGUGUGUGUUACCAUUUCUGGCAUUCGCUGUUCUGCACCGAGAAGUGAACAUUAAGGGGAAUAUAGAGAACUACAUUGCUUCUAAAGGUAAUAUCGCUUUAUUGUUGAUAUUUUCUUGUGCAGAAAGAUUUGAGUGGCAAUGUAUAGAUUUGAGUUACUAUGAAUGUUAUUUUUUUUAUCAUUGUUUUUGUAGAAUUGGAGGUUCACCUCGAUUCACUGAUCGAAGAUGUAUAUGAUAAAGCUCGCUUUUGCAGUUUUAUUGUUCGGGAUUGUCUGUUCAGCUUUUAACCCGAACAACUUUUACAAUUUCGAUGAAGACAACGAUUACCGAGAAUUUUACCAAACCGAAAACUUCAAUCAGCCCGAUUACUUUCAAGACUUUGGCACAGAAUUUGAAGAUGACGAAUUUGGGGAGAUUGAAGCAAUCCAAGGCCAUGUGAAGUACCAAGACGCGGCUCGUGAUGUAUUGUUGAAAUUUGCUGCGCAACUGCGGAAAGGCAAGAACGUCACCAAUGCAUUCUUUAAAGUCAUUGACAAAUUCGAAAAAGGAAUUGCUGAGUUUCAUGCUGCCCUACGUCGGAGAACUGUUAAGCCGGGGACGAUUUCGAACAUUAAAGACUUUAUUAAGGAAGCUGCUAAAGACCGAACAACGAACACAAAAAUCAUUAGAGAACUGACAUCACAAGGGUUGUUCAUGGCCCAAAGGGAAGAAAAGUCGGGGGUAAGGAAACGAAGAGAUGACUCUCUGAUCCUUAGAGCUGCUGAGUUUUUAAACAGUACAAAAGAAGAAAUCGGCGAAGAAGCAUUUGACGAUUCCUUGAGUAUCAGUGGACAGGUAACCUUAAUGUUCGCCAUUGAUGUUACAUACAGUAUGGCAGGUGAAAUUAAAGCAGCCAUUGCAAUAUCAGAACAGAUUGUUAAAUCUAAGCGAGAUGAGGAUGUGGAUUAUAUCCUAUCGCCGUUUGGCGAUCCAAGUAAGUUAUCAGUUGUUGCAGCUAAUUUUCAAUUGUGCGGAGGGCAUGUGGGUGAGUGGGUGGGUGGGUGGAUGGAUGUCGUUGCGGUCGUGUUUAUAUUCAAUGAUAUGAAAUAUAGUGUGGAGUUAACAUUAUGAUACCGUAACACUAUCAUACAAUAUAUACUGUACAGAAUUUCAAGAUCGAUUCAAUUUAAUGCAGAUAGUAAUUCCACUCACUUGAUGAAUUCUCUUUAUAGAGAUGACACAUACCUACGCAUUCUUACAAACGCAAAGCUCGAGUUAUAAUAAUAUUAAUAAUAAUUUAUUAAUUUAUACCGCGCUAAAACUAUACAAUAUUCUAAAGCGCUUAAUUACAUAAAAUAGGAAGCUAAUUUUAAAAUUUCCCUACGUUAUUACUCAACAUUUAAGUACUAUAAGCAUCUAUUUAAAAAUAUUUAAAAACAAGAAGUAUUAUUAAUGUACGCAUCUCUAUACAGAAAUGUCUUAAGAUUUGUCUUAAAAGAAUCCAACGAAGGUGAAAGCCGAAUCUCACACGGUACUAAGUUCCAUAGAGUAGGUCCUGCUUUCAAAAAGGCACGAUCACCAAAAGACUUUCUACGUGUGCUUGGAACAUGAAGAAGCCCUAGUUCGUCCGAUCUCAAAGAGUAGUUAUUACUUUGUUUAUAAGUCAACAUGUCACGAAUAUAUUUGGGAGCCAGUCCAUGUAGAGCUUUAUAAACCAACAGUACGAUCUUGAAUUUUACACGGUAUUUAACCGGUAACCAAUGCAGUCUCAUUAAUGUAGGUGUAAUAUGAUCAAACUUAGGUACGAGACAUACAACACGAGCAGCAGCGUUUAGCACUUUCUGCAAUCGAUUUAAUUGAUAUUUUGGAAUUCCAUACAGCAAAGAAUUGCAAUAAUCCAAAUGGGAUGUAAUAAAUGCAUGAACUAAAAUUUUGGUAGCAUCGUCAGUUAAGUAUUUCCUGAUUUGUUUGAUAUGUUAUAUGUUAAUUACUCGCUGGGGCACCUGUGCCCAGGCGAGUAUAGGUUUCGAGUACAGUAUUCUCGUACCCAGAGCCCUUCUUACGCGCGGUGCGACGAGGGGCUCUGGCCAAAUCCAAAACCGGAUACCAUAAAAACAUUGUAAAAGAAUAUAUCCGGUAUUAGAACAAUAACCUUCGUUGUAGCCAAUCAGAUGUCAGUUUGAUAUGGAUUUAGCCAGAGCCCCUCGUCGCGCUCCGUUGACCGCGCGUAAGAAGGACUCUGGGUACGAGAAUGGUUUCGGCAUGGAUCGGCAAUCUCCAAUCGUCGAUAGCCACAAAAUAGAAUAUUAAUGAUCUGCCAGUUUUUACCCCAAUUAUCCAUAAAUACCCUACGUUUUGAGAAAAAUUCAAGAACUUUACUAAAAAAAGCCAAAGCUGCUGUUUGAUGUUUAUUUUAAAGUGGCACUGUCAUUAAAAUUUUUAUUUUCUUAAAUGAAAACGCUCUUAAAACUGUAUAGUAGAAGAUUUUUGUUCCCAUGCUUAGUUCUUGAGAUAUUUCAUUUUGUUUGUAACCAUGUGACGUCAUUUACUCAAUUACAUAUAUAAUGAGAUAGUAAUUCUUGUGUAUCCUUGCUAUUUUUUAUCAAAAUCUUUUCAAAGAUGCGGCACGUUUGUUAAUUUAACCUAGAUCAUUAAGCAACUGGUUUUUUUUUAACAAAUCCAUAAAAAAUAGCAAAGAUACCCAACAAUUACUGAUAUCUCAUUAAAUAUGUAAUUGAGUAAAUGACGUCACAUGGUUACAAACAAAAUGAAAUAUCUCAUGAACUAAGCAUGGGGACAAAAAUCUUCAAAACAAGUUACUAUGCAGUUUUAAGAGCAUUUUCAUUUAAGAAAAUAAAAAUUUUAAUGACAGUGCCACUUUAACCAAUAUGAAUAUGUUUAACUUUUUUUUUAAACUGCUUUUUUACGGUAUCGAGGAUUCAAAGACAAGAAUUAUGAAUUUAGAGAUCUAUUAAAGCCAAAUAAAUCCUGUUAAGCAGUCAAAAUGACAUCUUAUAGCCCGACAAAGACAGAAGUACAAAGACAGCGAUGCAUCGAGUUUAUAUUUCAUGCAAUUAAAUUGUUCCUGUAUAAGACUGCUAAGUGGCAACUAUGCUUUUAUAAUAACAGAGUAAAGACCAGACACAGUACUAAAGAUUUCCCAUUACUCAUGUUUCCCAAAACGCAGGUUUCCCAUUACCCAGAUGUUCCAUUCUCUAAUCUUCCAUUCGUCAGAUUUUCGAUCCUUCUGGUUUUCCAUUUCCCAGAUUUCUCAUUUGCCGAGUCUUCGUUUUCCAGAUUUCCCAUUCCUUGAUUUCCGCAUUCCUUCGAUUUUUUCCACAAAUUACCCAUUUCUCAGCUCUAUCAUUCCAUGGAUCCGGGUAUUUGUUAAAGAAGGGUAUUUGUUAAGGGAUUUUUGUAUAAACGUGUCUGAAACGAAGGCUGUAUCCAAGUGCCCUAUAGAAGUUCAAUCGUUGCCUGGGCAAAUUGAUGCAGGCAAGGGGGUGGUUGGUAUUACAACAGCUAUGGUUUUUACUGAUGAUAUGACUAAUAUAACUAAGAGUGAAGACAUAGUAUCGGUUGCUGAUACUUCGACACUUGAAGACCUGGAAGUCUUUAUUGACAGUUUAUUUUACAAUACGAUUGUAUUGCCGAAUUUGGGGGAAACAAUUGAUAUGUCUACACCAAACCAGCAGCGUAUUAAUGAUAACUUGGCUGGAGUGGAGGCACUAUUUGUUACAUUCAAAGAAAAAAUUGAAUCUCAAAUGCAAAAUUUAGCAGCCAAACUUUCUGAACAAAGUAUUACAACAAGUAAACAAGAAUUAUGCAGAUUAAGUAAAGAAAAUUUGAAUUUAAAAUCACGCAUUGGUGAAUUGGAAGCGAAGGUUCUUUCUAUGUAUAAAUCCCACCGAUUCCCACGUGAGUAUAAGCAAAACCCUCAUGCUGAAUCAAUUAAGGAAAAUCCAUUGAACUCAAGUAUAAAUGUGAAUGGCAUUAUUAUUGAUUUCCCUACCAUAUCCCCUACCGCCACAGUCCCAGAAUAAGCAGCAUAAGAAUACUAAUCACCCUGACUUAAGGCCUACCCAACAACCUCCGAAGCAUACCAUACCAUGUCCAUUUCUUUGUAAACGAGGCUGGUGCACCAAAGACAACUUUUGCGAUUUUUCCUACCAAAUCAACCCCAUAUACACUAAACCCCUUCCACCAAAACAUCAGGUGCAGUAAAAAGGGCACAUGUGAUUUCUCAUACCUCGCCCCACUUAUUCACGACCUAUUUCGCACUGUUCCUCCUGCUUUUUUUUGUUGGUUCCAGAGUGUCCCAUCCAACCCCAAACCAUUUCCCUUGAGGAUGCUACGCCCAACAUACCCUCCCCAACCAGUAACGCAAGCCCCAGUUCACCUACACGUCCACCCACCCAUCCCAACAUACCCUCCCCAACCAUUAAUACAAGUCCCAGUCCACCUACCUAUCUGCGCGUCACGCUUGUGAAUUCGAAUCCAGAUAAAUCACCUUCUUCCCAUGUCCCAUAUAACUCUCAAUUAGUAACUUCCUUGUCCUCUCCAACCAAAUUAUAUUUUGACCCUUCCUGUCUUUUAUCUAAUGUAUGUCAUUGGCCCCAAUUAAAGAUUGACGAGGUUGCUCUAACGAUAGAACAAGAAGAUAUAGAUAUGGCUUUUCUAACAGAGACGUGGCUAAGACAAUCUAUUCCAAAUAAUCCAAUUAACAUAGCGGGAUACCAAUUGUUUCGAAGAAAUCGUAUGAAUAGACUCCAUGGUGGGGUUUGUUUAUACGUAAAAUAGCUGGCUGGUCAUGUCAUCAUUUUGUACAGCUUAAUGGCAACUUUAUGUUAGAAGGCAUUUUCUCUUAUAGUUCAAGCCUUGGUGAACACGACUAUGUGUGUUACCACUUCUGACUUUUGUUUUAUAGCCGAAAAUUUGAGAAUUUUAAAAUUUUGCCUAUUAAAUUACUAUGAUGGCAAAAAUUGUAAAAUCUCGUGUUCUCUUAUACGAAAAAUAAACUAUACCACUAGAAAGAUCGCAAAAACUAUAUAUAUAAGACAAUUAAGCGAGUUCUACGUUUUUCGAAUCCUAUUUCGUCAAUUUCGAGUUUUCAAUGCUAAAAAUGCGGAAAUGACCAAAUUAAUGCUAAUAAGUACCCAUUUUGCCAACUUUAACCAUCUUUAAUUCAGAACCGGCUUGAAAAAUCGCACUAGUCGCUUAAUUGUCUUAUUUUUAGUUUUUGCGAUCUUUCUAGUGGUAUAGUUUAUUUUUCGUAUGAGAGAACAUGAGAUUUUACAUUUUUUGCCAUCAUAGUAAUUUAAUAGGCAAAAUUUAAAAAUUCUCCAAUUUUCGGCUAUAAAGCAAAAAUCAGAAGUGUUAACACACAGUCUUGUUCACCAAGUCUUAAACUAUAAGAAAAUGCCUGUUCCAGCUUCUAGCAUAAAGUUGCCAUCAACUCUCUUGAGAGGCACUUUUUGUCACCUUGGCCGGCCCACUAAAAAAAUCUAUCGAAAGUAAAAUAUUGACUGAUCUUCACAAUGACGACCCGAAGCUCUAUGGUCCCUAUUACGACCAAAACGCCUACCUUGAGGAUUCUCGCAUAUUAUAGCUUCUGUCGUCUAUCAUCCACCCGAUGCCGACAAUAACGCAAUGAAGGAAAAUCUUAAAAACUCAUUGGAAUUUAUCGAGUCAAAUUAUUUAAAUAGCGCUGUAAUCCUAGGUGGUGAUUUUAAUAAACUUUGUUUCAAAUUUUCAGCAAAGUACUUUCAUUUAAAACCAUGCAUUAUAAACUUUCCUACAAAAGGCAAUAAUACCUUAGAUCAGAUUUUUACUAAUUUACAAGAUUUUUACAUGGCACCAAAUAGAAGUUGUCCACUUGGAAUAUGUGAUCAUCUCACAAUUACUGUUUUCCCAGCAAUACGGCAAAAAAUUCCGAAAAAAGAACAAUAAAAGUGCGCGAUAAAAGAAGAAGUAAUGUCUCUAGUUCUGGCCGGUUCUUCCAGAACGUCCCGUUGGAAGAUAUUAUAUCAUCAGUUCAAAAACCAACUGUAAACAAGUUGGACACUAUUAUACGAGUUGGACACUAUUAUGCCAAAAAGAUCCGUUAAAGUGCAUGCUACUGACCCCCCAUGGAUGACAAAUAAUUUCAAACGACUAAUCAAUAAAAGAGAGAAAGCAUUUGCAAUAGGCAACAAACCUUUGUUUUAAUUUUUACGAAAUAAAGUCAACCGUGAAAGAAAACGAUGCCGUAAGAUAUAUUAUAAUACUAAAGUGCAGGAUCUCAAAAAUUUGCUGCAGGGCAUCAUCGGUUUUGGCAGGGCAAUUUUGGCAGACACCCCCCGAAUUAAAAGGGGCUAGUUUCGCCCCUGAUCAAAAGAAAUCGAACGAAUUCAGAAAAGAGCGCUAAGAAUCAUUUAUCCAUACAUGUACUUUACGAGAAACGAAUAAGGCUGUUCAUAAUUUCAGAACAAUUAGGAAAUAUAAUCUCUCAAAAAUUAGAACUAAUAGCUUUAAGGACUCUUUUAUCCUUAUUUUUAAUCUUGUAUAUAUAUAGCUUAAUUUUUAUAUAAAGUGUCCAUUUUAUAAAUUCUAUAUAUAUCCAAUCAAUUGUAAUUCAGCCUUAGGACUGCAAUAAUUGAGUUAUUAAACGAUUCAUCUAUCUGAAUUUCUAUGCUCCAAAUUUCCCAUUGCUUUGGUCUUCCAUUCCCCGGAUUUCUCAUUCCGCGUUUCCACUAUUUCUAUGUCCCCAUUGUUCGACUUCGGGUUUCUAUUCCCCAAUUUCUCUAUUAGAGAGCUUUAUUAACUGGAAUUCUAUACCGAAAGAAAUUAGGGAAAGCAAGUCACUUUCUUCCUUUCGAAAUAAAAUCGCUGCUCACAUUAGUGCUUGGUAACAGUUUUGUAAAUAUAAUUUACCUGUAAAUAGCUCAAAAUAUUUGUUAUAUCUUUUAAACUUAUAUGUUACUGUAAAUAACUUAGCUUAUCAUUAUCAUAUUCUACAUGUAAAAUUAUUUUCUGGCACACGAAACCCCCCCCCCCCUCCCCCCGUGGAAAUCAGCUACGGUUGACGUGGUCAGCGUGUAUAAAUAAAGUAUUACUACUACUAUUAACCAAGCGACGUUUUUGACAACGCGGAUAUCACCCGUACGUAAUUAUGCCCUCAAUGUAGUUUCACGUUCGUGAUUUCAAACAAGAACGGCUACAAAAAUGGCGAAUCAAAAAUUGCUAAAGCUCUGUGUUCCCUGAGUCCUCUCGUUCCCCAACUCAUUCUCGUUUGUAUGUUUAUAAUUCUGUGCUCAAUUAUAACUUUAAAUGCUUAGGUGUAAGCUAAAAUAUUAUAUAAACCGUUGUGUUUUUUGGAAUUAUCUUAUCAUUGUUGUUCCUUCUUUUCGGCAGAAACUGGUCCUGUCACAAAAAAUAGUAAAACAGAAGGAGAAAAAUUCUUGAAAGCUUUACGAGCAUUAAGAUUGGGUAGUGGUGGUGACUGUCCAGAACUGGCCUUUACAGGAAUGAUAAACGCGCUGGAUGCAGGUCCUCUACCAGGCUCGUCUAUGUUUGUGUUCACAGACGCUCCUGCCAAAGAUGCUAGUGAAGACUACAAGGAUCUUGUGCGUGAUCUUGCAUUCGACCGGGGUGUUAAAAUAAAUUUCUUUACUACACGUGGUUGUGGUCCAUCGAAUGUUCUUCGGCCAUUCCGUGAUGUUGCCAGCGAAACAGGUGGAUUUGUCUACCCAAUGAAAACAACUUUAGAUCUGAAACGGCUUGGUAAAUUAGUUGCAAGUUCUCUAACAGGAUUCGUUUCGAUAGACUCUGGAACUGGGUGUUCAAGCUGUCGCAGAAAAUGGAGUAUUACACCUAUGAAAUACUCAAUAUCAGUCGACGAUUCUAUUGAAAAAAUUUCCAUUUCUGUAACAACUGAGCAUUCAGUGACUGGUAUAAACUUAAUUGAUCCGACCGGAAAGGUUGUCAAAGCAGGCCGCGUGGAUUUAACUAAAGGCGUUGUUUAUGACAUAGAAAGCCCAAUUACAGGUGUAUACAAGCUGAUAGUACCAGCUAGUGCAGGAGAACAUAAGUACAGGGUGAGUGGUGUCAGUGGAAGCAAUAUCGACUUUGGUCAUUACUAUGUAGCAAUUGCAAAUUGUGGUACUCGUAUUCCUGUUCCUUUAGAUCAACCACUCCAAGGUAAGUUAACGUUGUUUCUUAGACGCGUGUUCGCGUCUCUAUAAGAGCGUGUGUCUGACCGUCAGUCUUUAUCCCUACAUAUGAAGGAAAAUUUGAAUUAAUGCUUGUCGGACCUACCUCCUUAUCCAUUCUCUUAACGAAUUGCUCGUUAUUUGAAAGGGAUUAAUAAAGGAAGAAGAAAUCGAAAAUAUUACGAUAAGAAGACUAUAAUUUAAGCACCAAAUAUGACAAAUUCUCACUAUUAAUGGCGCGUGCUACAUUGACCCAAAAUAAACUGCGCAUGCUCAAUUAUACAAAUUGGGUAGGAUUAGUAUCAAAGAAUGAUUGGAAAAAAAUACCACCAAUAGUUUGGGUAUAAGGCAAUAUUUUUGUAUGUUUUACAGGUUUUCGAACCAAGGCAUUUAUCACCGUAGCUGGUGCUGAAUCAGUAAAACCUGGUUCAUUGCGAAUUACAGUUGUGGACGAAAAAGGUAGCGUGCGCGCUAAUGAACCUGUGACUGCUGUUGGAACAAGUGGUGUACGGUAUUUUGUCAGAUUUAACCCUCCUUCUGGACCUUUCAAACUCCAGUUACACGGCCAAACAAGAAAGGGCAGUCCAUUUGUACGAGAAACAUCCACCAAAGAUCAAACCGUGCCGGUUCUUCUGAAGUUGGCCUAUAAAGAAGACUCCAAUAUUCUUCGGCGAGGACAGACGACCAGGAUUACGGUUAAAAUUCUUCGCGGAAAAACUGGAGCUGCAAGUCAGAUGUACACAAUGAGUUUGAAAGAUGAACGAGGUUAUGGUUAUGUCUAUAGAUCCCCGAGACCUUGUUACCGUGGAAGACAAGGGUUUGCAGGAAUCAAGUUCGUUGUGCCAGCUGACGCUCCUGCUGGCAAGACAGAGAAUGUUAAACUAUCUCUGACAACAAAAGGAGAAACAAGCCCUGUUGCUUCUCUGAUGUUUUCUUUUCUUCUUCUGUAA